Molecule: messenger RNA, 1795 nt
Organism: Penaeus indicus
Lineage: Eukaryota; Metazoa; Arthropoda; Malacostraca; Decapoda; Penaeidae
Product: protein odd-skipped-like
Exons: 2
Coding region: 143-1177 (344 amino acids)
Biological process (GO): regulation of transcription by RNA polymerase II; embryo development
Cellular component (GO): nucleus
Molecular function (GO): DNA-binding transcription factor activity, RNA polymerase II-specific; RNA polymerase II transcription regulatory region sequence-specific DNA binding
Source: RefSeq, a predicted model, not a curated record
UCGGUGCAGGUAGUUGGACUGUCAAAUAGCAUUUCUUCGUCGCCGCCUCGCCUCUGCGCCGCCGAGCAGUCAGUCCGAGCACGGGAAUUGGGCCGCUCCGAACCGAGGCGUCGAGAGGAGCAAAGUGUCGGCCGCGUGGACCAUGGCCGCGAGUCGCGAAGAGGAGCGGUCGGCCGAGAAGGAGUCGGGUCUGCUGACUCCCCCGCCCACGCCCACGAGUCCGUGCGGGUUCCAGUUCCCGGGCAUGGGCGGCGGUGGAGAUCGAGGGUCUGCCUUCACGCCCUGGGUGCCCAGGGGCCCCUCCCUCCUGCCUCUGCUCCCGCCCUUCCCCAUCCUCCCCGCCAUCGCCUCCGUCGCCGCCGUCGCCAAGCAGCAGUCGACGUCCCUGGCCGCCGACCCCCGCGUGAUGGGGAUGCUGCAGAGCUACGGGUCCCUGGGGCAGCUGCCGUGGGCCGCCCUGGGCGCCAGCGGCGACCUGGCCCUCAACCGCCUGCUCCUGACCCCCGGAGGCCGCCUGAGCCGCCCCAAGAAGCGCUACAUCUGCAAGUAUUGCCAGCGGGAGUUCACCAAGAGCUACAACCUGCUGAUCCACGAGCGAACCCACACGGACGAGCGCCCCUUCCCGUGCGACGUCUGCGGAAAGGCCUUCCGGAGGCAGGACCACCUCCGCGACCACAAGUACAUCCACAGCAAGGAGAAGCCCUUCAAGUGCGACGUGUGCGCCAAGGGCUUCUGCCAGGCGCGCACGCUCGCCGUGCACAAGGCCCAGCACGCCCACGACGGCCCCGCGCCCGCGCCCGCCCAGUCCUCGCCUCCCCCGCCCGCCGCGCCCAGGGUGAGCGCCCCCGCGGAGAGCCGCCCCGCCAGCGUCACCGUCACGCCCGUGCUCAGAACCAUCACCACGCCCGCCCUGCUCGCCGCGCCCAUCCUCUCGCCGCCCACUAGCGCCUCGCCCACGCUGCCGCCCGCCACGCCCGCGCUGCCGAAGGACGUGACGCUGAUUCCCAUCUACAGUUUCCCGCUCAAGAAGGAGGCGCCGGCGGAGGAGGAGAGCCUGAAGCGGCGGCUGGAGGGCCUGAGUCUCCCGGCGGCCAAGAAGCCCUUCCUGCAGACGGAGGAGGAGGCGGAGGGCGCCAAGAAGCGGCGCGGGUUCUCCAUCGACGACAUCAUGAAGUAGCUCCUCGCUCCCCCCCCCCCCCACGCCUCCGGCCUCGUCUCCCUCUCCUCUCUCUCCUCUUUCAUGCACGGUUUCCCUUCUCAGAACGUCUGUGGUUUUCUUCCUCCUCCUUUCUCGGUUUCUUCUUGGACUUCCUUCGUCUUUUCCCUUUUUCUGUCUCUUGUUUUCUUCUUAUUCUAUUAUUUCUCUGGUUUAUCUUCACCAUCUUCUCUCUCUCUUCUUCUUUGGUAAAGUUCUGUUUUUCUUUGUUCUUCUUCUUUGCCUUUCAUUCAUUUUCCUUUAUGCUGUUCCUCGCCGUUCUAUGUCUACUUUAUUCUUUCAUCUCCUCACCUUCUUUCUUCUUUAUUGUCUGCUCCUUUGCUUCGCCAUUAUCAUCUUUCCUUUUUCCUGUUCAUUACUCCUCCUUUUCUUGCCUUUUUAUUCCUCCGUCUUUCGUACUUUCUCAUAUUCACCUUUUUACAUUUUCCUUUUUUUAUAUUUCCCUUUCUCCCCCCCCCCCCCCCCCGUGACUCAGCCCACCUAUUACCCGAGUGUACAAAUGUCUUUAAUGUAUAGUUUUUUUAAGUUGCAAAUUCUAUUUUUCAAGUUAUAUUAUUAUACUUAAAUAUAUAUAUAUAU